AUGGAGCUUACGAUAAUGAAAUUUUCAAUCAAUCUCUUGAUUACAAUCAACGGCUGUAUUCUCAUUGGCUUUAACGACGCGACCCUUGAUUUGCAUCUCAAAACUAUCCAACACCUAUCACCAUCAGUGGAGGGUGCUAUAUUUGUGGUGCAAGGUGCUUUCUACGCCAUGUUCAACCCCUACUGGGCCAGUCUGGUGGACCAAGUGGCCAGUAAGCACUCCCUAUGUAUAGCCGGCUGUGUUUUCUCAAUGUUAAACUAUAUAAUCGCCGGUCCAUUGCCUUUCAUACCUAUCAACCCAGUAGUGCUGAUCACAGGCUCGAGUUCAGGUAUCGGUGCCGCCACUGCCGUACAGUUCUCCAGAGCCGGUGCUAAUGUUGUGGUCACCGGUAGACGAGCCGAUAGAGUGUCAGAAGUGGCCAAAGAGUGUCUCAAAGUAUCGCCGAAACAGUCGAAAGCACUGGAAGUGGUGGCGGAUGUGACUAAACCGGAAGACUUGCGACGACUUGUGGACACAACUGUCAAACACUUUGGAAAACUCGAUGUUUUGGUGAACAACGCCGGCGGAAGUAUUACGGCUAAAGUGGAUGAUAAGGAUUUCUACGAGAAUUUCUCUAAAGUAAUUCAAUUGAAUCUCAAUUCUGUGGUCUAUUUAACGCAUAUAUGUGUCGAACAUUUGGAGAAAACAAAGGGAAAUAUAAUCAACAUCUCGAGUGUCGCCGGUUUGAGAUCCUUUGCCGGGUGGUCGCCCUAUUGUAUGGCUAAGAGUGCUCUGGAUAUGUUCACCAAAUGUAUGGCCGCGGAGUUGGGACCCAAACGUAUUCGCGUUAAUGUCAUCAAUCCCGGACCAGUUCGCACUGAGUUCCUGUUGGCUAUGGGGAUACCUACCUCCGAGUCCGACAAAUUUUUUGAGGGUUUUGGCAAAAUGAUGCCUUUGGGUCGAGCAGGGUUUGCCAAAGACAUUGCUGAUUCAAUCCUAUACCUGGCCAGUGACCAUGCUGCUUUCAUCACGGGCACUAACCUGGUCUCAGAUGGUGGUCAGAUCGCUGGUAAUGUUCUCAAUGCUGAAGCCCUUAAGGAUUUGAUGUAAACUCAUUAUAUGUCUCAAAUAAAUCCUAGUAUUAUCUUAAUUAACGAUUUUAU
Molecule: messenger RNA, 1142 nt
Organism: Oppiella nova
Lineage: Eukaryota; Metazoa; Arthropoda; Arachnida; Sarcoptiformes; Oppiidae
Source: the annotation of a GenBank genome assembly